Molecule: messenger RNA, 600 nt
Organism: Pocillopora verrucosa
Lineage: Eukaryota; Metazoa; Cnidaria; Anthozoa; Scleractinia; Pocilloporidae
Source: RefSeq, a predicted model, not a curated record
AUGGCCACGAUUGUCUUUUUGGUCAGCAUUCUUCUAAUCACCUUGAAUGGAGUUCAAGUUGAUUGCAAUACUGACAGCUAUUCCUUCCGCGUUUCCGAAAAUGGGGCAACGUUUACCGAAGAUGUGGAAGUGGAUGUCGACAAUCAAACCGAAGUGUUCCGUGUUCCUCAGCACAAAGAUGUGGACGCAAUGGAAAUGAUGAAUGACUUUAGAGAGGGUUUGUCUGUUUACCGAGUACCAUCAGCACGAGCCUGCUAUGUAUCUAAGCUGGAUUCAUCUUUUCCUGUGCCAGAGAAGAUGAAAGUCAACUUGGAGCAUGUAAAAACUUCGAUGCAGCCCAGGUUACACAGCCGGGUGACAACAAAAGAAAGAGCUUGGAGAGUGGUCAGUUUCGCGCAACGAUCAGCUUUGCCUCAGAAGUUCCUGGAUUUCUGUGGCAGCUUUCCAAUCUAUACCAUUGAACAAACGUCGAUUGAUUCGGCAAUGAGGCCUUUAAGUAGAGACUGUAAGCCCGCAGGUAUGGAUAGCUAUAAGUGUGACAAGUCACUUCAUUUUGUAAACUACAUUGGUUUUUGCUGUUCUAUGGAAAAGGGAAGAUAG